UACACAGUGAGACAACACAAGAGACAAACUGCAGCAAGAGCAAAAAAAAAAAAGCUAGGGGAAGGUAGAAUAAACAACAGAGAGAAAGAGAGAAGGGCAUUGGUGAGAGAAAACUGACAAAGGAAAUAAGUUAAAAAAGCAAAAAUUUGUCUGAAAAAAAAGAAGCAGAAAGACAUUAAACAGAAUCUGUCCAGUAGAUGUGACAAGAGAAAAAGGAGAGACCGGUAAGAAGUAAGAGAGAAGGAACAUUACUGGUUUUGGAAAUGAAGCGAUGGAUCCUGGCCUGGCUACUGGCCUUCAUUCUGCAUACUGAAUUCCUGUCUGCUCAGACAGAAGAUAAUAAAGUCAAGGUAAGCAUUUCAGGACGGACAGUUAAAAUCAUGUGCCCCUUGGAAAAACAGAUAAUUAUGAAUAAGGCAAAGACCGAAUUGGCAAAACAGGGAAACCUUGAACUGCUUGAAUUUACUGAUGAAAACAAUGGGAUGUACCAGUGUAUGGAGAAUGAAAAAGAUGACUCCCCAGCAUACCUCUACCUGAAGGCCUAUGUAUGUGACAAUUGCAGAGAGGUCUCCAUUCCUGUAGUGGCUGGAAUACUGAUUGUGGACUGCAUGGUAACUCUGGCAGUGGCUUUUGUUGUCUAUUUUGGAUGCAGAAAACAAACUGGGCAUCUGAGAGAGGGAGGAAUGUCUAACGGAGCCCGGGCUAAAGGAAAGCAAGAAAAGCCUCCACCCGUCCCAAAUCCUGACUAUGAGGUGCUCAGGAAGGGCCAACGUGAUUUGUAUGAUGGACUGGGAGCGGCGACACGUUUUAAGUGAACCAUUGGAGACUUAUUGGAUAUUUCUAUAUGCUUUUUUGUGAAAUGCAUUUAAUAAGAAUAUAUUGUAAUUAUAUAAUUUUACUUCAUUUGUUAUUUACUAAAAAGGCUCAGCUAGUGUGCAAAUGGAAACUAACCUAAUCUGCAGGUAUAUGUUUCAGUGGUUAUGAAUUUUCUCAGAAAAAGGUAUUCUCCUUAGUGCAGCACAAUAUCUUUAUGAUUUAUGGAUCCAGAAAGGAAAAACAUUUUUUGGCUCAAUAAGAUAUUCCCUGUUAAAUUAAAAAUAAACCUUAUUUCUAAA
Messenger RNA from Xenopus tropicalis (tropical clawed frog), 1115 nucleotides. RefSeq names its product CD3e molecule (gene cd3e). The record is from RefSeq and is a predicted model, not a curated record. NCBI's taxonomy places the organism in Eukaryota, Metazoa, Chordata, Amphibia, Anura, Pipidae. The transcript is spliced from 6 exons. Gene Ontology annotation, cellular component: plasma membrane. The coding region runs from base 264 to 815 and encodes 183 amino acids.